AUGGCCGUCCACGCAGAGGGACUGGUGGCAAUAGUUAUCUUCUAUCUGCUGAUCUUGGUCGUGGGGAUAUGGGCUGCGUGGAAAAACAAAAACUCCGGUGGGGAAGGCGCAGACCAAAGCGAGACUAUUAUGGUUGGUGGAAGGGAUAUUGGAUUAUUUGUUGGUGGAUUCACCAUGACUGCAACUUGGGUCGGAGGGGGUUACAUCAACGGCACAGCUGAGUAUGUGUAUUUGCCCGGAUUUGGACUGGCCUGGGCACAGGCUCCAUUUGGAUAUGCCCUGAGCCUGGUAGUAGGUGGCCUGUUCUUUGCCAAGCCCAUGCGCUCCAAAGGAUACGUGACCAUGCUGGACCCCUUUCAGCAGAUUUACGGCAAGAGAAUGGGAGGACUGCUCUUUAUACCUGCUCUCAUGGGCGAGAUCUUCUGGUCCGCCGCCAUUCUCUCAGCUCUAGGAGCUACACUGAGUGUGAUAGUGGAUAUCAACAUCAACAUGUCUGUGAUAAUCUCAGCAUGUAUUGCCAUCUUUUACACCUUGGUCGGUGGCCUUUAUUCUGUAGCCUAUACGGACGUCGUUCAACUCUUCUGUAUAUUUGUGGGCUUGUGGAUCAGUGUGCCCUUUGCUCUCUCCCACCCUGCUGUGGCUAGCAUCAGUGUCACCGCUACGAAGGAGGUGUACCAGGCCCCGUGGCUCGGGCACAUUUUGCCCUCGGCGGGGUGGAUGUGGAUGGACAACUUCUGCCUUUUGAUAAUGGGGGGCAUCCCCUGGCAGGUGUAUUUCCAGCGUGUUCUGUCCGCCUCUUCUGCCACGUACGCGCAGGUGCUGUCCUUCCUCGCCGCCUUCGGCUGCAUCGUCAUGGCAGUGCCCUCCGUCCUCAUCGGAGCCAUAGGGGCCUCCACAGAUUGGAACCAGACCACAUACGGCUCUAUCCCACCAAUGGAAAACGAGCAGUCCGACAUGAUCCUACCCAUAGUGCUCCAGCACCUGUGCCCCUCCUAUGUCUCCUUCUUCGGCCUGGGGGCAGUGUCCGCAGCCGUGAUGUCAUCAGCCGACUCCUCCAUUCUCUCGGCCAGUUCCAUGUUUGCCCGAAACAUCUACCAGCAGGCUUUCCGCCAAACUGCGUCCGACUGGGAGAUCAUAUGGGUGAUGAGGAUCACCAUCUUUGUGUUUGGAGCGGCGGCGACCGCCAUGGCCCUGCUGACCGGCACGGUGUACGGCUUGUGGUACCUGAGCUCAGACCUGGUCUACGUCAUCAUCUUCCCUCAGCUGCUCAGCGUGCUCUUUGUGAAAGGCACCAACACGUACGGCUCCGUGGCCGGCUACGUCUUUGGGCUGCUGCUGCGUAUCGGGGGCGGGGAGCCGUACCUCAAGCUUCCCCCAUUCAUCUGCUACCCGGGCUGCUACAUCGAGGAGAAGGUCCACCGCCUCACCAAGGAGGUCGAGUACUUCACCGUGCAAAAGUUUCCCUUCAAAACGGUCUCCAUGCUCGCGUCCUUCUUGGGCAACGUGGCCUUCUCAUACCUGGCCAAGUAUCUCUUUGAGAGCGGGACGCUGUCGCCAAAAUAUGACUUCUUGGACGCGGUCCUGUCCAAGCACAGCACGGAGAUCAUGGAUAAGACCACCCUGGUGGGCAAAGACAACAUCAACCUCUCGGAAAUGGCCCCGGUCAGGGCUCGACACAGCACGGCGUUGGCGGGAACCUUCACCAAUACUGAGGCCCUCAGUGACGAGGGAGACUCCAGUCCAGAGUCCAUCAAUGAACAUGACUAAAAACGUUUCCUUAGCUGUGAACAGCAGCAGCAGCCCCUUAGUAGAUGCCCCUGUGUUGCCUUUUCGUUUCUCUGAGAAGAUAUUAUAUUUUUUGUUUGUGUACAGUAGUAGUUGCUUAUUUCCAUUUGCCCUGUUAUUAAAAAAGUGAGAUAACACAUCAGAAGAGUCUUUACCACAGUAAGAUGUACUAUGGAGGACGUAACGUCAUCGUGUAACAAGGUGGGAAUGAAGCCGAAUCCUUUUGAGAUCUACUUUUGGGUAUGUACAAUUCUGAUUUUCACUUUUGUUGAAUUUGUCAACCUGAUCAAGUAUUGUCCUGAUAUGUGGAGCAAUAAUAUUUUGAUAGGGAUUAUAUUAUAUACUGUAAAUAACUUAUAUUUUGUUAUAUUUUCUGAAUCAUUUAGCUCUUGAUGAGUAAUGGUUAAUUGAAUUAGCGUUAUGUUGAAGUUUAAAAAUGUCCUAUUGUGCUGUGGACAAGCAACCAACAUGUUGCUGUGGUAUGAAAACCUCGUCAGUGCGCUUAGACACUGCAAUGCCAAUGACUCAAUCAUCUAUCUCGUGCCAAAUUGAAACCUUUUUGCCAGUGAUAUUGAUUUCAAGAGCAUUUCAUUUGCUGUUGGCUGUAUUAGAUGAAAUCCCAGCUUUGCUGUGUUUUUGUUUUUUAAACCAGUCAGCCUCAGUACUGAUAAAACCCCAUAUGUAUAAAAAAUAUAAUUUUGAUUUACUUAAUUUAUACAUUUAUUUUAUUUAUAUAUGACACUGCCUUCUGAGCAGUGGUAUUUUCGGCUGUGUUGAUUGUGAAUGGCACAAACCAGGGUUCCUGUUUUUGGAUGGUCCUCCACAAGAAUCACGAGACUCAGUGUCAACAUGAUGUUGAAAAUUGGUUAACGGUUGUAAUCAUGGUGAACACUGGUGUUGGAGUUGGAGUUGGUUAAAUACAGUUGACAAGUUUACCCGAAAAGUAAAAAGGAAUGUUUUAUUAAAUACUGUCGGUGACCCAAAAUAGGCAAUAGGAUAAGUUAAGCUGUCACACAAAUACGACAGUACAUUAAUUAAAUGCUAGAAAUAAAGACAGUUUGAAAAAAAAUUACCCCGAAGUGCAAUUUGUGCAGAUGUGGUGUUCUGUGUUGGAAGUCUGUUUUUCUGUAUCUUGACAUCAGUGUUGUCAUGCGUUCCGCAGUGUGUAGUCAGUGAGGUCUGACCUUAGUAAAAAUAAAUAAAUAAUUGCCUUAAUUUUGUUUUUUGGGACCUAACGCCUGAUUGUUUGUGUCAGUAAAUGUAUCAGGCAGGUUGUUUAGACUUGGAUGUGAAUGUACACUCCCCUAUUGAGCAUAGAGGUAAUCAACAAAAAGCAUUUUGUGUCAUGUGUGAGCGUAAAUCCAUUCAGAAACUGAAAUGUCAGAUAGAAAACUUCCAGCAAGUUCAUUCACUGGCAAUGUAUCUAUGGUUAUUUGAUGUAAUGGCAAUGUAUAUUUUUGUGUGAUUAACAUAAUACAUAGAAAUAAUACAAACUAGUAGUGCAGUAUUAUGCUCAGGUUAAAUACCUGACAUUUUUCUUUCUUUGAGUACAUUGUUUCUAUCAGUACGUGAAGAGCAACUGAAAGUAAAAAAUAUAUUUAUUUAUUUAUUUAUUUAUGCAAAUGUGAACAAAAUCUAUGAUUACAAAAACAAUAUA
Molecule: messenger RNA, 3442 nt
Organism: Engraulis encrasicolus (European anchovy)
Lineage: Eukaryota; Metazoa; Chordata; Actinopteri; Clupeiformes; Engraulidae
Product: high-affinity choline transporter 1-like
Exons: 8
Coding region: 1-1767 (588 amino acids)
Biological process (GO): acetylcholine biosynthetic process; synaptic transmission, cholinergic; transmembrane transport
Cellular component (GO): perikaryon; dendrite; axon
Molecular function (GO): choline:sodium symporter activity
Source: RefSeq, a predicted model, not a curated record